CUGCUGAGUUUUGAUUGGAGUUUGGAUGGCGAUCGAUUUGUGACCGGCUACAGUGAUGGACGCGUUUGUCUCUGGUCCAAUUCACAAGGUGCGCAGCAUCGAUUGAAUCAUACAAAUGGACCAGUUAAUGUUGUCAAAAUCUGUCCGAAUUCUGAUUAUAUCAUCACAGGCGGAAAUGAUAGAUCCAUAAAUGUUUGGAAUAUGGAUGGCACAAUCAACACUUCAUUCAAAUCGCAUGACGCGACCAUCAAUGAUUUGGAAUGGAUAUCUGGAGAAGAGUUCGCUUCUGGUGGCAAUGAUGAGAAUAUCCAUAUUUACAAAAUCGGAGUUCCAGAACCAAUUAGAAUCAUUUCUGGUCACAGUGGAUCGAUCUUGUCGAUAAAAUAUGACCGAAACUCUAAUCAGUUGGCCAGUUUGGCAGAAGAUGAAACACUUCGAACCUGGUCAGUAUUUGGCGCAACACAACGUUACGGAUUCAAAAUUGCACCACAAUCCGCCUGCUUCUCCUGGAAUCCGAAGGGAUUUUUCUUGGCGUAGUUAGUUUAUUCAAUGGAAUUUUAUGGGUUAAUUUUUUCUUUGACUUUUUUUCAGCGCUUCUCAACAAGCCGUCAAGUACUUUGACACAAACAGCGGAGAUUUUGAGUGCGAAUUGAAGGGACAUCAUGCUGUUGUUAGAAGCCUCGCGUUCUCUCCGGAUGGUGCAUUUUUGGCAACAGGCGAUGCACGUGGAACGAUUUUCGUUUGGUGUUUGAGGGUAAGUUUUUUUUGCGAUUUAUCUGCAAAAAAUACAUUGUUUUUCAGACUUUCGAAAUUGUUGUCGGUUUUCAACGUGAAAUCCAACCUGCUAUUGGUGCGAUCACCAAAAUUGAUUGGAACUUCGAUGGCACAAUCAUCGCUGCGACAACUUCUACUGGCUUAUCUAUUCUCCUUGAUGUCUCGAACUUUGUUGGAAACAUGAUGCUUCAUUGA
Molecule: messenger RNA, 969 nt
Organism: Caenorhabditis angaria
Lineage: Eukaryota; Metazoa; Nematoda; Chromadorea; Rhabditida; Rhabditidae
Source: the annotation of a GenBank genome assembly